AGGGUUAUAUAUGCCUUUUUUUUUCACAAACUCGUCCCAAAAUAAUACCCAUAAUUAUUAUAAAAGCUAAAAUACAGGUGAUAUUGAAACAUUGAAAUGGAAGACUUAGAAAACAAAUUACAGUCCACUAGCCCAAACACUGUAGUGCAAACAUUUUCCAAAAUUAUUCAAAAUAUACUAGCUAAAUACAAAGAUGAGGUAAAAGACUUUCCAGAACUGAAGUUUCUCAAAGAAAAAUCUUUGAAUUGCGAUCCUCUUAUCAGCGAAGUCUCCGGAAGAGCGGUUGUAAAACUGGUAGAAGAUAGGGUGCUUUCAAUAGAACCAAUUAUUGCCGAUUUCCUAUCUGCAACAUCCUCAACAAAAUGCCAUUCAAGCUUGAUAAAUAUAAUGGGUGAUUUGUUGUACCUCAAGUGGAAGCAAGACAAUUUGAGAGGUUCCAAGUACAAUCUGUAUUCCCCUCAGCAUCCACUGAUUACCAUCCUUGUUGAAAAUCCGAGUUCCUGUAAUUUGGUGCUCAAUAAAAUUAGAGGUUUGCAUAGCCGGCAAAAUGAGUUACCUGUAAACCAAUUAUUCAGACCUGUAUAUUUAUAUGGGCUGCAUCAUCCUUCGAUUUCAAUGAACUUGUUUAAAUAUCGUCUUUGGACUUUUUUACUCAGUCAAAAGAUUUUGGAACAGACGUUGUUUUUCGAUUUGUUAUGUUGGUUGCAGAUCGAAACAAGGGACCACGUAGAGUUAACUAGUGAAUUAAUUGAUCAAGCUCUACUAGCCGAAAGCUCCAAUGAGAGUUGUUUGAACGUUGAUUUGCUUGUACUCUGGCAAGUUACUGUUCUGUACUACUUGGCUCUUAAUAAAUUGGAUAUGCUUCCGAAUGUAUAUUGUUUGAAGAGGGUUUUUCAAGGAAAACUCCGUUACUUCACUACAAACUGUGUACUGUUGAUAUUUUCGAAAAUAAUUGAUGUGUGUUCUCCAGUUUACCUGAAAGAUGUCUUUCAACUAUGUGAAACCGUGGUACUUCAGUCGAAAGCAGAUUUUCACGUCAUCCAGACGCUCAGAUCUUCCCUACUGCAAUGGCUAGCGAGUCCCUGCAUAUUAAUAGAGGAUGCCUACAAGAUAGCUGAAAGCAUUUUCAACAAAACUUGCUCUAUGGAUAACCGUCCACGAAACGACGAUGGUUCGAAUAACUUUCCAGACAUUUUCCAUAAAGAAAUCACCUCCAACAACACUCUAUUUGGUUCUGUUGAGUUGUGCCGACUAUCUGGAGAUUUGUACAGCGAAACAAGACUUUCCGAGUGGCUGGACAGUCUUCAGGGCUGCCCGUCUUCUUUCAUCGAAGAAAUAUUACACUUUCUAUGCGGUUUGCUACUAGUUGACGAUUUCAGCCAGGAAAUCUUAUCGAAAUCCCUCGCUCUGAUACUCAACAGCGCAGAGAGGAACGUUUCUUUGACUCCCAAAUUGCUCGCAAUCAUCCUGUACAAGUUGUCCAACACGCGGCACGCCAGGCUAAGCUUCGAGCUUUUAUCGGCCCUGCCAAAGUUGGUUGUCCUCAGGGAAAAUAUACCUAAAAUCAUGUCCACGCUUCAAGCCGUCAGCAGAGGCUCUGAGAACUUGUUCAACGUCGGUUUGAAAUUGAUAUUUGAUGCCUGGAAGAUCGAUAGUAUGUGUUACCCUUAUUUGGAGGGCUUGCUGGUUGAUGGGGGAGGUUUUAAGAAGAGGUGGGACAGAUACGUCACCAAGAGUUACAUCAUCAAGCAGUUAUGUCUCGAGAAGCCAGAGUUAUAUGGAGAAGAAAUGGUGGCGCACUUGUCGAAAAUUUUGAACGAAUGUAAAGACGAUAAUGGGUCUCUACCAAGCGCUUUGGCUAUCGAUGCGGUAACCGUAUUAUGCAAGGCAGAAAUUGUGAAUGUCGUCCAGACGUGGGCCAUCUUAGCGCCAAUGUUCAGAAAUGAUCUCAGAUUACCCGUCGUGAAAAGCCUCUGCUCUCUGAUCCGGGAAAUCCCGCAACUGUCUUACACCGAAAGCUAUAUGGAACUGCACAGAGAUGUCAUGCAUCAAUUGUGGGAAUACGUUGAAACAGGGGACCCAGAAAUAUGCGAAGCAGCCCUCAGCAGUCUCACUUCCUUCGGGCUGGAGCAGAUAUGUGUUCAUUUGCCUGAGGAGUAUUUGGACCCGAGCACUCCAACUAAAACGACGCCCACCACCCAGCACUUGGUGCCAGGUAAAACGUGGAUAGACUUCCUUAUAAAGCUGAGAGUGUCCUCAGCUUCGGUGAAUUUCAUCACCAAAAUGAUAUCUAUUGAAAUUGAUGGUUAUUUGAAGUACGUCUACCAAACAAAAGGAAAUAAGGAACCGCUCAACUACGGAUAUCUACCUAGUCAUAGUGUUCUUCGAGGUCUGGGGGAGUUCAUCAAAACCUGGUCGAACAAAUGGAGAGGUAGCAUCCAUGACAAACUCUACGUAGAGUGUCUAAGAAUUCUCAGCACCGAAUUCAGCAAACCGUUACCUCCUUUGGAUUGGUGUUUUCUCCAAGAGCUGAUGCACGAUCCCCAAACCAAAAAGUAUUGCGUGGAUUUGUCCUCGCAUCAAGUGAUCAUAUCUGGUACUGCUAGACGUCUUAUGGAAAACUAUAUCAAUGCGGUGACAGAAAAACCCAUAGUAAGUAAUUUUAUUGGAUAACUAAUCUAACACCCAUGAACUAGAAACAAAUGCAACGGUGCACAGUUACAACACACGUCAUGGUGAUGUUUUGCGUAUUCCAAGUCAUAAGACAACAAAAUAUAAAAACUCCCCUUUGUAUAAUGUCAUAAAUCUGUAUAAUAAAUUACCAGAGCCGAUCAAAACACU
Messenger RNA from Leptinotarsa decemlineata (Colorado potato beetle), 2841 nucleotides. RefSeq names its product focadhesin. The record is from RefSeq and is a predicted model, not a curated record. Lineage: Eukaryota; Metazoa; Arthropoda; Insecta; Coleoptera; Chrysomelidae. Gene Ontology annotation, biological process: regulation of post-transcriptional gene silencing.